This is a messenger RNA of Triplophysa dalaica, 792 nucleotides long. RefSeq names its product cathepsin Z. The record is from RefSeq and is a predicted model, not a curated record. Lineage: Eukaryota; Metazoa; Chordata; Actinopteri; Cypriniformes; Nemacheilidae. Bases 1 to 792 code for a protein of 263 amino acids. The transcript has 6 exons. Gene Ontology annotation, cellular component: lysosome. Gene Ontology annotation, molecular function: cysteine-type endopeptidase activity.
AUGGUGCAACGGACAUAUCCCAGAGCUCAUGAAUAUGUAAAUGUCUCUGAUCUCCCCGCCUCCUGGGACUGGCGCAACGUUCAGGGCAAAAACUAUGUGAGCAUCACCCGCAACCAACACAUCCCACAGUACUGCGGCUCAUGCUGGGCCAUGGGGGCCACCAGCGCCCUCGCAGAUCGCAUCAACAUCAAGAGAAAGGGGGUGUGGCCUUCUGCCUACCUAUCUGUACAGAAUGUGAUUGACUGUGGAGAUGCAGGCUCGUGUUAUGGUGGAGAUCAUCUGACUGUUUAUAAGUACGCACAUCAUAAGGGCAUUCCCGAUGAGACCUGCAAUAAUUAUCAAGCUCGAAACCAAAAAUGCAACUCCUUCAAUCAGUGUGGCACAUGUUCAUCCUUUGGCUCCUGCGCCAUCGUUCAAAACUACACAGUGUGGAAAGUUGGAGAUUACGGCACCAUCAGAGGACGAGAGCGAAUGAAAGCUGAGAUCUACAAACAUGGACCAAUCAGCUGUGCUAUAAUGGCCACUAAAGGUCUGGAGGCUUAUGAAGGAGGGAUUUUUGCUGAAUUUCACAUUCUGUCUCUUCCAAACCACAUCAUCUCAGUGGCAGGAUGGGGCGUCACAGAAGACGGAACAGAAUACUGGAUCGUCAGAAACUCCUGGGGCGAGUUUUGGGGUGAGCUGGGCUGGGCAAGAAUUGUCACCGGUGCUUAUAAAGGUGGUGAAGGCCACUGGUAUAAUCUUGCCAUCGAGAGCAACUGCGCAUACGGAGACCCCAUUCUGGAGAAGAAUUAA